Humulus lupulus (European hop) is the source of this 3808-nucleotide messenger RNA. RefSeq names its product wall-associated receptor kinase 2-like. Gene Ontology annotation, biological process: cell surface receptor signaling pathway; protein phosphorylation. The record is from RefSeq and is a predicted model, not a curated record. NCBI's taxonomy places the organism in Eukaryota, Viridiplantae, Streptophyta, Magnoliopsida, Rosales, Cannabaceae. The transcript has 3 exons. Gene Ontology annotation, molecular function: polysaccharide binding; protein serine/threonine kinase activity; calcium ion binding. Gene Ontology annotation, cellular component: plasma membrane. Bases 59 to 2188 code for a protein of 709 amino acids.
ACACACAAACCCAAUAACAACCCAAUAGCAGAAGAGUGCCUUCCAUCGCUUAAAACAAAUGGCGGCAGUGAUAAAAAAAUUCAGUUCCUUCUGCCUACUGCUAGUUCUAUGGCCAUGGAUACCAACGCCAACGACGACGACGACGGCAGCAGCCACAGCAAAUACUACUACCAUGGCGGCCAUGGGCGGUGUUGCCGUAAAGAAGGCCAAACCCAAUUGCGAGGACAAAUGCGGAGAAGUGGACGUCCCAUACCCCUUUGGAAUCCACAAAGGUUGUGCCAUCGAUAAUAAUGAUAGGUACUUCUUGCUCACAUGUAACCGCACCAGUUCUCCUCCGAAACUAAUAUAUGGAACAAACAUCGAGGUUCGCAACAUCGAUCUCGAGAAUGCCACUAUGAGCGUUAUCAUAGAGAACUCCUACGACUGUUAUAACGAGGACGGAGAUUCCUCUGGCUAUUCCGGCGAAAACAUAACAUUGAGUAGUUUCUUCACGUUCUCAAACACUGAGAACAAGCUCAUGGCCUUCGGCUGCGACACGCUGGCGUACAUGACCGACUACGAAAAAAGUUUCGGCAGUGGCUGCGUCUCGAUCUGCAGUAGUGAUGUGAACAUGUCGUCCCAAACCUCGUGUUCGGGCUUAGGCUGCUGCCAGACCUCUAUUCCCAAGCAUCUCGACACUCUGCUCAUAGGACUCCAGAGCUUCGACAACCACUCCGAGGUUCACUCGUUCAACCCUUGCGGGUAUGCGUUCUUGGCGGACCAGAGGACUUUCGACAUCUCCAAAAUGUGGCUCGAUUUUCGGCCGAAAGAUGUAGAAAACUCUAGCGUUUUGCUGGAUUGGGUUGUGGGAAACGAGACGUGUGAGGAAGCUAAAUCGAAUGGAUCGUCCUAUGUGUGCGGUGACAAUACUGAUUGUUACUAUUCGGACAAUGGUCGAGGAUAUCUUUGCCGGUGUUCCAAAGGUUUUAAGGGAAAUCCUUUUCUCAAACAAGGCUGUGAAGACAUAGAUGAGUGCUUAGAGCCAGAGACAUACAAAUGCAGAGAAUGCAAAAACACAUUUGGAGGUUACAAGUGCAAGUGCCCACUUGGGAUGCAUGGCGAUGGAAAAGAUGGAAACUGUCAAGGAUUUAGAUUUACCACUUUUGCUACAGUUAUCGGAGCAAGCAUUUUUUCGGUGAUAAUAGCUAUACUUCUUUUCUACGACUACAAUAGGAGGAAAAGGGAAAAAAUAUUCAAGCAAAACGGUGGUUUGGUGUUAAAGAACCAAAGAGUGAGAAUCUUCAGUAAAGCAGAGCUGGCCAAAGCAACCAAUAACUACAACCAAUCCAAUUUCCUCGGUCAAGGUGGCUUUGCUUCAGUUUAUAAGGGAGUUGUACAAAAUGAAACUAGUACUAGUACUACUGCUACUACUGCUCAACAAGUAGCUGUGAAGAAACCGAAACUUGAAAAGGACGACAAGAACAAUACUUUACAAAUCAACCGCAGACAAUUCCAUGAAGAAAUUGCUAUCGUUUCCCAAGUCAACCACAAGAAUGUGGUCAAACUUUUGGGCUUAUGUCUCGAGGCCAAAGUCCCACUUUUGGUUUACGAAUUAGUACCAAAUGGAACCCUUUCCAAGCACAUCCACGCUAAGAGAUCUUUGUCAUCUGAUAUGUUAAGGCCUUGGAGAACUCGACUACGUAUUGCAACAGAAACUGCUCUUGCCAUUGACUAUUUGCAUUCUUUGGCUCACCCUCCAAUCAUUCAUCGAGACAUUAAGUCGACCAACAUUCUCUUAGAUGAAAACUAUACUGCCAAAGUGUCUGAUUUUGGUGCCUCAGUUUUGAUACCUCCAGGGCAAAAUGGUAUAGCUACAACGGUUCAAGGGACUCUUGGCUACUUAGAUCCUGAAUACUUGACUACUGGUACACUGACUACAAAGAGUGAUGUUUAUAGCUUUGGUGUUGUUUUGAUGGAGCUAAUUACAGGAGAACGACCAAUAUCAAAUGGAGUUAUUAGGAGUGGAGCUAAAAGGAAUAUUAUUCAGUACUUUGUUUCGACGCUAAGAGAGAACAAGGGUGAGAAAUGCGUGGAGAAGAUAGUGGAUCCUAAGGUUGUUUACGAUGAAAAUCACGAAAGGGAGAUAGAGAUUGUUGUGGCAACAAUUUGUCUUUCUGUAAAUGGAAGUAAAGAUCCGACAAGGUUUUGACGUCCAGCUUCUUUUCCGGUGAUGAAACCUGUCUCGGACUCGUCGGGAUUUCCUGCAAGAAAGACACUCCGAUGCCUAAGUCAGUUACGAAUUCGCUCCCUUUUUUCUUCUUAAAAUCUCAUAUUUAUAGGAUAUAGUAUACCCAACAGUUAGUUGGUUCAGUUAGGUCCUGAAAAGGAGGGAGGAGAAUAACUGAAUUUCCCUCCAAAAAUACCAACUUUUAAAAUGUCUCGCUCAAAGGUCAGAGGCACGGACAGCCUCUGACCUACAGCUUCUGCCUUCGGAAUAUCCCUUUGUCUAAACGCUCCGCUUUGAAUAUCUGAUAAAUGAGGCAAGUAUUUCCGGGCCGAACAUUUUGGGCCCAACAGAUGCCCCCUGGCCCAAGCUUUGAACAGAUGUGGUAUGUUAAUAUGUUAGAAUCUUGGGCCGACUCUUCAACACCAAAAGGUUCGCCUAAAGCCGUCAUUCUCCGUAAAUCGAGGCAAUCCGCUGGUGCACGAUCAUUUGAUUACCUGACAGGUUAUACUUAAUGCGUACACAGUUACCAAGUAAAACGUUUGGUUCAAAAUUUCACCUCUCAUUUAAAUAGUUUUUAUUUCAAAAUAUUUCUCAUUCAGAUUUCCAAACUUUGUUCCAUCUUCCGAAGAGAAGCUUGAAAGAAAACCCUAGAGAUUUCCUCCAGCUCAAACCUUCGUCAAUCAUCCCACUCGGUGUGAUAAUGUCUUCUCGUUCAUCUCCCGACCCUGCGGAUCGUGAUGGAUACAAAAAUGCCUUCGAACGCAUGCGCAAAUCGUUCGACAUUCCAGACAACGUGUCGGUGAGGAUGCUCUCGGAGGCUGAGCUUCGAGAGUGGCGAUUCAAGGAUGUAGUUGAUAACUCUAGGAUUUAGAGUUAUUUUCACAUCUUUAAACUUAAUUUUUGAACCAAACAAAAGAGUAAUGAGUUUUUAUUUCUUGUAAUUGUGUUCAAUUUAGUGUGUCUGUGUAGCUAGGGACCUUGUGUUUGCAUUGUCAUAUUUUUCAGUGUUUUUUAUGUAAUUUCUGUGUUGUAUUAAUCAGGAAAGGGAAGCUUACAAAACAGGAGCUGAGGGAACUGUAAAUCAAAGGGAAAUGUUGCUGAAAAGGGGAGGAUGCUAACUCAACAAUGCUGUAGCAGUCAGUCUUAGCAAUUAAACUGAAGCUAGAGAAAAAGGACUUCGUGAAAACAAUGCUCCAGCUGGAUUAAAUGAAGUAGAAAGGUGGCAAGUGUACUGAGUACUGAGUCAGCUGAGUAUGUGGGACAAAGUACAUGUAGGCAAAUGAUCUGGAUUGUCCAAUUAGGGUAAAGGAAAGUACCCUAGAAUUAAAGGAGGAGCCGUAUUAUUCUGGGAUUUUUGGGGGACCAUUUUAGAAAGAGAGAGAACUUCUGGCUAAGUACAGAGGAGGUUUCAGGGAGAAGAUUUGAGAAGAGUACGACCAAAAGAGAAGAAAGAAGGCUGAUGCCAUAAGGGGGAUUUGAGCUCACAACUCAUUCGUCCUACACCAUCUCUUUCUUUUUGUAUUAAUUUCAUCUAAUUUCUGCAAACUCCAUGGAUUACUUCUGUAUUAUUUUCAUGUUUAAGUUUGCAACUAUGAACUAAUU